Messenger RNA from Gymnodraco acuticeps, 2811 nucleotides. It is a transcript of the gene tifa, whose product is annotated as TRAF interacting protein with forkhead associated domain. Lineage: Eukaryota; Metazoa; Chordata; Actinopteri; Perciformes; Bathydraconidae. The coding region runs from base 191 to 706 and encodes 171 amino acids. Gene Ontology annotation, biological process: canonical NF-kappaB signal transduction. Gene Ontology annotation, molecular function: protein binding. The record is from RefSeq and is a predicted model, not a curated record. The transcript is spliced from 2 exons.
CUCAGGUCAGAGAAGAACAGCAUGCAGAGAGUGGAGGUAGUCACCCGGUUUUCUCUCAGCACCAGCACCGUUAUCCUCCGAGUACCUUUAACUACAUUCGAUUUGCAUUUUUCAGUUUCUUCCAAAUAAAAACUUCGACAUUCAGGUUAACAGGCCAAUCCACCAUCCCCUGGUCUCCUCAUUAUCCACGAUGAAUGUGUCCCAGACGAUAGAGACGGAGGAGGAUCUCCUCCCUUGUCUCCAUGUCAAACUCUACCACCCUCAGCAGAGCUCCAAUAGUCUUUACGGGCUCAUCCCUCUGGGGGAAAGAAGCAAACACCCAGCGGAGGACCCUCUCAGGCUGGGGCGCGAUGGCCAGGCCUGCACUGUCGCCCUGCUCGACACCCGGGUGUCCCGCAAACAGCUGGCCAUCCAAGCCUACUACACCCCCAGAAGCCGGGACAUGCUGUUCAGGAUCCAGAACCUGAGCCAGAGGGCCCAGCUGUCUGUGAACAGCUCAGCGUUGGACUACCUAGAAGUAGUGGAUCUCCCGGACAAAGCCCUGAUCCGGUUCGGACAGUACGAGAUGCUGAUCAUCCGAGAGUCCGGCGAGGCCAAGGCCAGCUUCGAGGUGGAGUUUGAAGUCCUGACAGUGGCUCCGUCCAGAGAGACUUGCACCUGUGAGCCUAGCGUGACCCCUGUCUCGGACACAGUCAUUAAUGGUUAACAGUUUGCUCGGAGAACUCAGAAUAAUUGGCCCCAGUGAAACGGAUGAGACUGCAAUAUGUUAUUCAUGAUGUAGAGACUCUUUACUUUCUAACUUAAACUGCUGUGUCAUUGUCACCUCAUAAUGUGAAACUACAGUAUUAUUCUGCUCCCUAAAGCUGUGAUCUUAAUAUAAUAAUUACUUUAAAAAUGCCUUCGUGCUUUAAAAAAAAAUUAAAGUCUGUUUUUGUUAAAUGGUGAAUGCUGUGGCCAAAGAUGCGACUACCCUCAGACACCACUAUUGCUGGAACACAAAGCGGGGUUAACAGAUUACAAAACAGGUUUGUCCAGUUUUGCAUUUGAUGAAGUCGGUUUCACAUGUCCGUUAGCAGAAGUUCUCGGGACAUUUAGAAUUUCCACUUCACUUUGUUCCAGUAGAUGUUUAAGGAUGUAGUUUUCUUAACUUACAGCAAGUCAAACUAUACAAUUCUAUCAAAUUAUGAGCAAAACAUCUACAUUUCAAUAAGAAUAUUACAAUUAGAUUAUCAAAAAUAUAUACUUUUUAUGCAUUUUCAUAUAAUGUAGGAUUUUUAUUCCUGAAACAUUAAAGUAAAAGCAUUAGUUACAUUUUAUAUUAUGCUGUAUGUUGCUAUAGCUUUCAAAUAAAUAUAGUGAAUACAAAUGUACACUAUUUCCAUGUCACAUUAAGGUAUUUUGACAGAUGUAUUGGUGAGAGUAGAUUAUUCUAAAACUGCAUUAUGGAAUUCAGAUAAUAUUGAAUUGCUUUAGCUGGCUAACACCUGCUUGAGUCAUCGAUCCUCUUAGGGUGGGGUUCAAUUCUGAUUGGAGAUCCUCAUCGUAUUUUAUUGCAUUUACAAGCAAUGUGAGAUCUUUAUCUACUCAAGGAAGCAGAAGAGCCGUGUUUCUCAGGAAUGACAGGUACGCAAAGUCAUAAAAGGGGAUAUCUGUCAUACAAGCAGCAUUGGCACUAUAACAAAUAAUGCCACUGUUAACACCAUUCUUGGUUUGUGGAAACUGUAAUAAACCAAGAAGGGAGUGUGCAGAACGGAAGCCUCAAUCGACCUCAGCAGGAAACGAAAAGGAGAAUAGAAAAAAAGAUACUUCUCAUUUUUCAGAUGUGGGAGGAUUCACUUGAUCAGGAUGUACUCUCUCUGCCUUUGACAGUGUCAGUAUUUUGUUAGUCAUUUUUCUCGCUUAUGAAGAAACAGUAUGAACCAUUGCUGAACAAGCACAUCUGAUGAAUUGAUCAGCAAACGGGACAUUUCCAAAUCUUAUGGUUAAGUGUGAUAACAAACUAACCCUAUUUUCACCACACUGUAUUCAAAUUGAAAUGUCUUUUUUGUAGGGUAUGACAUCACAGUUCAAUUGAGGAAAAUCUGUGAAUCAUCUCAUCUGUUCAUAUAUCCCACUUGAGGGGGAAAUGUAACUGUCAAUCUACAUUGUUUUAAAAAGGCAAGGCAAGGGUUGAUCAAAUAAGACUACAAUUUCCGAUUUUGAAGAAAAGUGUUUAUUUACACCUAAUCUUCUCAAACUGGAAAAAACAAUGUUAAUAAAUAAUCAGAAAAUAAAGUUCUACAUGAAUAUAGAGAAAAGAGUAAUACAAACAUUGUGUUUAAGGCCAUGCGAUGGUUUAAAGUAAACAUUUCAGAGCAUUUGGACAGUCACAAUUUAAAACCUAAUUUCAUCAGGUAGGUAAAAAUGGCUGCUUAGAGUAGCACUGCUUUGGACAGAUUAGCUCUUCGUCAACUUUGAGAGAUCUUGCCUUAAUAAGAAAAAAGGAUUCAUUUCUUUCCAUCCAACUUGUGUUUUGGUGUCAUCAACAAUGCAGGUUUACCCAAGGACUGGAAAUCCCCCUCCAGCUCACCAACAUAUGGACCAAACUUUCCCUGGAGUUUUACAAUCUCCUUCCUGGAAAAAACAGACACUUCACUCAAGAUCUCAAAAUGCACACGUCUUGUUUUUAAAUUCUUCAUCCACUCGUACUGCUUCACCUUCAGGGCUCUCUGAUCUCAUCUUUUCCCAGCUGAUGUGUAUUCACUGAGGCACAGAGCAGGAACCUGCAGACAGAGACAGGGGCUGUUUCUCAAUGUUGAGUAGAGCCGCUGC